This is a messenger RNA of Mesorhabditis spiculigera, 783 nucleotides long. The record is from the annotation of a GenBank genome assembly. NCBI's taxonomy places the organism in Eukaryota, Metazoa, Nematoda, Chromadorea, Rhabditida, Rhabditidae.
AUGCAUCAUUCGUGCAGUAUAUGGACGACCCGUCAAACACCUACGAAACUGGACGAGGUGGUUCAUGCUUUGCAAAACAUGGAAGCCGAUAUCGAGUUUGUAUCCCCGUGCCAACGUGAAAUCAACGCUUACGCGCAGAACGGGGUUCCGGUCUACGUCUACUCGUUUGAUUACGUCCCAGAAAGCCCGAUUUAUGAAGAGGAAAUGAAGACAUUCCAUCUUUUUGGCAAAGACCCGAUCAAGGUGGAGCGACGGGAUGGCGGGGAAAAACGUCUCGACGCCUUUCACGGCCUUGACCACGCCUAUAUCUUCUCAAGGGGCUACAGCAGCAAUUUUGAGAUAAAACCUUUUACGAAAAAGGACGAAACCCUGUCGACAAUGCUAACCAAUAUGCUGACGAAUUUCGUGAAAACCGGCGACCCCUCGACAAAACGCUUCGCAUUCCCACCCUUCACUAAUGAGAGCAGCCAAUAUGUGUCCAUCAACGUGCCGCCAAAAAUCGAAAACGGCGAUCUCCAUUGGCCAAGCCCGAAAUUUUGGAACGUUGAAGCGGAAUUGAUCUCAAAAUAUGUGCCCAGAGACGGGGAUACAGUCGCGGAUCCGGAUGCCGAUUUGACGAAUGAGGAACGGGUUCAGCUCGGCGCCUAUCGACGAGCCUGGUGGGCCCUCUGGGUCCUGGUGAUCAUUCUGGCGGUCGUCAUCUGGGGCAUCGUUGCCUAUUGUAUCCUCAGAAAGCAGUGUUCAGUUCGAUCAAAACCCUACGAUAACAUUGUGGUGCCGCGC